ACGCACAAACACAUGCUUAAAUAUAGUAGAGAUUAGAAAAUAGUAAAAUUUACUCCACUCAUUAAACUUGUGUUCAAAUGACUAGGAUUGAUCUUUACUAGACGACUAGCCAACGACUAGCCAUUAACACAGAGUAGACCAUUACCCUGACAUAUUUUGUAGAGCUAGUGAACCUAGCAGAAAUCGAUUAAAAUAAUACGCAGCAGCCGAUUGCACUCGACCAAGAGAAGCAACGACUGCAUCUCUGGUCUCCCACGCCUAUAAUCCCAUUCCCCUCCUUCAAAGCCCUGCGGCGAUUUCGAUUCUUCCCUUCUAUCUCCAGGUAUACCCAUCGGAGCAGCACUGACAAAAAUUCUCCAGUGCGAUCUGACAUGCUUCAGUUCGGCUAGCUGCUUAAUUGUGAGGUUUACUUGGGUGCAGGAACUCCAAGAAUUCAUCUGAUAUGGCAAGCAAAAGGAUUCAGAAGGAACUCAUGGAUCUCCAAAAGGACCCACCGACAUCAUGCAGUGCAGGGCCUGCUGGAGAGGAUCUAUUCCACUGGCAGGCCACAAUCAUGGGUCCUAGUGACAGCCCCUAUGCAGGCGGGGUUUUCUUUAUUAAUAUCCAUUUUCCUCCUGACUACCCCUUUAAGCCUCCAAAAGUGAACUUCCAAACAAAAGUUUAUCACCCAAACAUCAACUCUAAUGGGAGCAUUUGCCUUGAUAUCCUCAAGGAGCAAUGGAGCCCUGCACUGACCAUAUCAAAGGUCCUCCUCUCCAUCAGCUCGCUCCUCACCGACCCCAACCCGGACGACCCCCUUGUCCCUGAGAUCGCCCACAUGUACAAAAACCAGAGGCAGCGCUACGAGGAAACUGCACGGGCCUGGACCCAGAAGUACGCAAUGGGCUGAUUCUGUCCCACUGGACAGUACUUCCCCUGCAAAGAUCGUCACGGUGUUGUAAGAAUCAAGUUGCACCGUUUUCCUGUCGUGUGAUGGUAUUAAGAGCCCAGAUGGCUGUGUCAAUUGUACUCGCUUCUCAGAACAAAGUCUCUCUGUGUGUACAGUGCUUUUGAAGCUGGAUGAUCUGAGUUCUGUGCUAAAACCUUGGUUUGCACUUCACUUUGUUCCCUGAAAUGGGUUUGCGACCACUGAAUUUGCAUGUGUAACCUUUCCAAGAAACCAGUAGCAGUUUGUAUGUUGUCAAGAUGUUAAUAAUUCAGAUGGGUGGCCUGCAUCCAUCUGAAAUGGAGCGCUAUUUGUUAAAACCGUGCAGAUAACAGUUCAGUGCUCUUGCAUAUGGAACAUGUCGUCUGCACCACGUGAUUGAAAUGGAGCUUUCCUUGUUGCA
Messenger RNA from Zea mays, 1328 nucleotides. RefSeq lists its product as uncharacterized. NCBI's taxonomy places the organism in Eukaryota, Viridiplantae, Streptophyta, Magnoliopsida, Poales, Poaceae. Bases 443 to 889 code for a protein of 148 amino acids. The transcript is spliced from 4 exons. The record is from RefSeq and is a predicted model, not a curated record.